Molecule: messenger RNA, 946 nt
Organism: Toxotes jaculatrix (banded archerfish)
Lineage: Eukaryota; Metazoa; Chordata; Actinopteri; Toxotidae
Gene: higd1a
Product: HIG1 hypoxia inducible domain family, member 1A
Exons: 4
Coding region: 165-443 (92 amino acids)
Biological process (GO): mitochondrial respirasome assembly
Cellular component (GO): mitochondrion
Source: RefSeq, a predicted model, not a curated record
GUCAAACUUGCGUGCGAGGGCAGUUACAUCACGAAGCCGGCUCGUUACUUCCGCCAGACGGUACGUGCGACGUAUGAGUCCAAAUACUAAAUACUCUUAAAACCUUUCUGGAUAAUUUCUUUACAUUUGAUUCAAACCGCGACACACUCCUUAAAACAGUCAGGAUGUCUGCCUAUGAUGAGAAUGAGUCCAAGUUAAUGCGAAAAGUAAAGGAGAAUCCAUUUGUCCCAGUCGGGAUUGCUGGAUUCUUUGCCAUUGUUGGGUACAGACUGAUGAAAAUGAAAAGUCGGGGAGACACAAAAAUGUCGGUGCACCUGAUCCACAUGCGUGUAGCUGCCCAAGGCUUUGUGGUUGGCGCCAUGACUGUCGGAGUCCUGUAUACAAUGUACAGAGAUUACUUCGCAAAACCCAUCGAACAACAGAAAUCAGAGCAAAACAAGUGAAAGAAGCCUCUUAUACUGUUGUUUUAUUUCCCUUAAUAUUAAGGUGUGUAGAGCAUUUAUUUUUACAGAUGUGUCAUAACUUUUGUAUGCACGCAUCCCUUCAGCAUGUCACCUAUACUAUAAAUAGCUACAAUUUAUUGAUUACACACGCUAUCCUCUAAAUAGUACACCAGAAAGUCGAGCUAUAACUUCUGUAUUGAGAAGGUGUAUUAAUCUCAGCUGUUUGAACACUGGUUACACUCUGUGUGUGCAGUUAUAAACCCAGCUGGUUUGAUAUCGUGUGGACAGGUGACAUUAGUGAGUACAGAGUUUUGAUGCCUUUUAUUUUCAAGAGUGACUGAGAUAUCAGAAAGUAGAACAUUUUGAAUAUAAUUUAUAGACAACCACGAAUGGCAAGUAGCCUGAUAUUUUUUCUCUUUGUCAAUACUUUAUUGUCUCAUAUCAGCUAUAUUUUAUGUCCUAAUUUAGGGAUGUUUUGCCAAAUAAAAAAUACUUGCACCUUA